Messenger RNA from Alnus glutinosa, 2073 nucleotides. RefSeq lists its product as uncharacterized. The transcript has 10 exons. Gene Ontology annotation, cellular component: Fanconi anaemia nuclear complex. The record is from RefSeq and is a predicted model, not a curated record. Lineage: Eukaryota; Viridiplantae; Streptophyta; Magnoliopsida; Fagales; Betulaceae. Gene Ontology annotation, biological process: interstrand cross-link repair. The coding region runs from base 261 to 1655 and encodes 464 amino acids.
GAAUGGUAAAAGUACCAUCGUUGAGGGCGGGAAACCCAGGAAGCCUACCGCAGACGCUGUAUACAUGUAGCCCUUCUAUUUUCUCCGUGCAUUUUUUUCUCCACAACUGCUGUACUGUUCAAAUCCAACCAAUCAUCCAGACUCAGACUGGGCCUUUCUUCACUUGUCCACUAGCUUGAGGUAAUUUUUGCGCGUAUCAGAGAAUCUAAAGCCAAGUAUUAUCACUGGGGGACUGGGUUUUUCAGAGGGCUUGGAAGAAGAUGGGCUGGAACCACCCGGACAUUAGCUUGGAGGAAAUGGUGAAACUGACAAAAGGGUUCGUAGAUAUACUGAUUCUGGCAUCUGGGUAUCAAUCCUCUGGUCGUCUUGCCCACUGGGAUCCCCAAAACAUCAAGAAAGCCUUUCAGUGGGGCCUCUUCUUUGAAAAUGUGUUUAGCCGUUUGAGCAACUCAGAUGUUUACCAGGAGUCAUUGGAGGAACUUGAUGCAGCUCUAUCUGAAAUGACUUCCAAUGCUUCUUUCCCUCAGGGUCUUGCACAUCUGACGUCUGCUACUCUUACCAAGGCACGGGGAUUUGUAUUAGAACAUUUUAUCCAAACUUUACCUUUAAGGGAUUCACAUCUCAGAGCUUUUCUGACCGCAGUCAUUGAGAUGGAGCUUGAUGAACUAUCAGAAACAGAGCAUGAUUGCCUAAAUGCAUAUCUGAACAAGUUGACUCUGCAGAAUACAUCACUUAACUCAAUUCCAGAUGACAGGGGUUUCACGAAGGAUUUAGUUAUUUCAUCCCCAAACAUUGCUUCAAUUAACAAGAUUGAAAAAUGCAUUGGUGAUGAUUUUACAAGGUAUGCUGUUCAAGAGAUCUUCAAGAGGCGGUGUGCAGUGUCUUGCAUAUCAACAGUUGAGACAGGCUUGAAUACUCUCUCAAAUGUCAUCGGACAUAGCAGUCAGUCUGAUAGUAAUUUACUCAAUGAACAACUAAAGAAUGAAAAUGCUUUAAUAAAUGUAGAACUGUUGCUGGAGUUCAUCACGUGGAAACACUGGAAAUCAAGGAUUCUCUCAUAUUUUCUUGAUAAGAGAACUGUUAGAUUAGUCUCAGGUGCCAGCUUGAUAUUUUCUGCUCCUAAGGUUCAGUGGAUACAAAUUUUUCAAGGGCUAAAUAUUUCAGCCAAAAACAGUGAGAAUGAUUCUAUUGAAAUAAUUGAGCUCUUGUUACUUGGAUGCAUUGCAAGCAGAUGGAAUUGUCUAAUUGAACAUUUCACAUCUGUUUCUUACUAUUCCCGUACUAUCCCAGAGCAAUAUAAUGAGCUGUGCAACUUGGUUUUGGGAAGAUCUCAAAGCCUUAAUUCAAUUAAUUCAAAGGAAAGUGGCAUUCUUGAUUAUCUGACUGGACUGCUGGGUGGUCAACUGUAUGAAUUAUGGAAAAUAUCCCCUGCCCUUGCAGCAGCUGCAAUUCCACGCUGGUCACCCUUGUUAAGAUUGUACUUGAGCGAAGUGGUGACUCAAUUCAAAGGAGAUUUUUCGACAAUGAGAUGCUGCAGUUGUUCUCAAGAUAUGAAGGAACACAACACCUGUGAACUUGCUGAGAGAAUUUGGUGCCUCUACAUCAUUCAUGUUCAGGGCUCUCAUCUAUUGCAUGGUGCCACUAGUGCUCGAUAGCUGGCUAGUUUACUUGAUGCUUCUGGGAAAGUUUUGAGUAAAAUAGAAGGAAGAUGACAAAUGACAAAAAGUAUCAACCUUUUUGAAGGCUAUCGAGUGCAAAAAAUGCUCAAUCACCACUACUGAUGUUACAUCACCAUAUGCAAUUCUUGGACACUCUCCAAGCUGGGGCCAUUCUGACUAGGUAUGGUCGUAAAGCAAAGGUAGAUGAGGUGUUGAUGGUGAUGGUUCUUAUCUCUGCCAAAUGGGAGAGUGACAUGUAAAGAUGUGAUACCUGCCAACCGAAAUUGACAUUGGAAAGUGCAGUCUUCAUGUUUUCUUUUGGCUAUAUAAUCUAGGCAGUUCAUUGCUUCCAGCCAUACAAGCUCUCCUUGAAACAAUACACAGCUGCUGGUGGGAAAGGAGCUAUAACAAUGAA